This is a messenger RNA of Symbiodinium sp. CCMP2592, 1233 nucleotides long. Lineage: Eukaryota; Dinophyceae; Suessiales; Symbiodiniaceae. The record is from the annotation of a GenBank genome assembly.
AUGCCAACUCGUGAUCAAGCUCCAUUCUUUCGCCUGGCCGGCGGCAAGCUCAACAUGGGGAGGAAACACAAGCCCAAAACGAGGGAUGCGGCAGUGGAUGGAGAGAAGCAUCUUGUGCGAGAUCCAAUUACGGUCUAUGAUGAGAAAACCCUCCGAUCACAGGUGACUCGCAGGCUGGGUACAGGGUCUACCGUGGAGCUCUUGGACUCAGACAUUCCGCCUGGUGCGGAGUUUCUGCUCUGUCGUUUUCGCAGUCGCAACAAGCUCCUCCUGGGGUACAUCAAGAUGGAGGAUUAUGGAUGCCUGGAGAAGGCGAUACGCACCCCGCCAUCACCUUCGGCAAAACCAGCAUCACCACAACGCCUCCUGCAAGCUAAGGACCUCCCUCCCACACAUCUGCCUACUCCGAACGAGCUGUUGGGAAAGACGUGCGGCAGUCCUGAGGAGACCGAUCUUAUUUUGGACCUCCCUCCCACACAUCUGCCAACUCUGAACAAGCUGUUGGGAAAGAUGUGCGACAGUCCUGAGGAGGCCAAUCUCAUUCUGGGGUGUAUUCUUCCUGAACACUCAAGGGUAUACUCCCUGGAGCCACAGCAGUAUGGUUUCAGAGGAGGACAUAUGUACCACAAGCCUUGUGGUUGGCUCCGCUUUGCAGUCGCCGCAAGACGAGAAUACGACCACAAUUGGUGCGUGGCAUACCACGGAACCCGUCACAAUAACGUCCCAUCAAUUCUGCGGCGAGGCCUUCUUCGACCUGGUGAUGGCAGUGUGCAGGUUGCCCAUGGACAAGCUUACAGUACGACCGGCCGAAGUAUCUAUGUGAGUCCAUCAGUUGAGUAUGCCGCUUUCCCCGUUUACUCCCAGUUCGUUGAGGUCGGAAAGGAGCAUUGGGCUCAACUGGUGGUUCAGUGUCGCGUUUGUCCCUCUUCUUUCCAGAAAGAGCCAGGAAGUCUGGGAAACAAGUACUGGCCCGAAGACCUUCCUAUUGACCCGAGCUAUCCAACCUGUGAUGGGCUUGAGUGGCUCAUCGAGGACGAGGCACUGGUUGUGCCCACUGCUCUGCUGCUCCGGGAAUUCGGGCCUCGAGCAGAUCCUGGCCUUUUCGGGCCCAUUGCAUGCCAGGUGCAGAGAGGACAGCAGGGGCCAGAAUAUGAGUGGACUCGAUUGCGAAUCGACCACAUGAAGCGCACCAUCCCACCAUCUCGACAGCUUUCAGUCUGUCACGUGAUGUGA